CGGGACUUUUGAGGGCACGAUGUCACAGCUGGUGGUCCGCUUGAGCAAUAGUAGGGUUUAUGCUUUACAGGACGUUGCUAGGAGUGCUUUUUUCGGGGUUUGGAAAGGAUUAAGUAUCUUCUUUGGCUGCGCUACCCCAUGCUGCACUGACGGUUGCUCAACGGGUAUUCCGGCGUACCCCAGCCUGCAGCCGGUUCCGGGUGGUCCGCGCGGUGUCAGACAGAACACCCAGACGCAAUUUACACGAUAUGCGUCUGAGACACUGGUACAACUAAAAUCGAGAGAGGUUUCGGGGGGAGAGCAUAUUUUUGUUACUCAGACAUUGAAUGGGUUAUAGAGGGGUGCUGUUAGUUCAUAUAUGUGAGUGCCCGGGAGUAUAUUGAAUAGUUCGGGUGGUCUGCAUCUUUAGUGGAGCGUUUCACGUUAUUUUAAGAUUAUGAUCGUCUACCGGGGUACAGGGAUAAGCUGGGGAUUAGAGGGGACAUGUAAAGGUGGCGACAAGUGCUAGAGGCUGCGCUUAAGACAGCUUUACCCUGUCAAAAUCUUGAGAAUUGCGGCGCGAUGACACAAUUUGAGAAAGUUCUAUACGUUAACUGCAAUUGAAACCCGGCACUGAUAAACAGAAAUAUACGAUUGGAAUUCAGGGUUAUUCAAUUACGUUACAAUAUUAAAAAUACUUGUAUUGGGAUGGUCUUUCCAAGAGCCUUGGGGGACUGUAGCAUCU
Molecule: messenger RNA, 724 nt
Organism: Babjeviella inositovora NRRL Y-12698
Lineage: Eukaryota; Fungi; Ascomycota; Pichiomycetes; Serinales
Exons: 1
Coding region: 20-337 (105 amino acids)
Source: RefSeq, a predicted model, not a curated record